Molecule: messenger RNA, 1050 nt
Organism: Ceraceosorus bombacis
Lineage: Eukaryota; Fungi; Basidiomycota; Exobasidiomycetes; Ceraceosorales; Ceraceosoraceae
Source: the annotation of a GenBank genome assembly
AUGCGAACCUCGACACUGCAAACACUGUCGAUGCUAGAGGCGCUGGGAGUGGAGCAAGUGGACCUCUUUACCCAUUCAGGUGGUUGGCUGUACAUGCUCGACCUGCUCAGGACUAGACCUGAGCUCAUCAUCCCUUCUCCCUCGGGCCGAGCUUCCAACCUCACGCUCUGCUCGCCAUUCGUACCUACGCACCUCUCUUCAUCGAGUCUCGGCCUUCUCCCCGCCAGCCUGGUGCGCAUGACACCUUCCGCCGCAAACCUGCUGGGCAGCUGUGAGAAAGCCAUCAGCUGGUCUGCUGGCGUAGGACAGAACGUCAAGAGCAUGUGGGGUUCCAAAGAGACGCCAGAACGUUUGCAUGCUUCCAAACGCGACCAACUGAAACGUGCAGCCCGAGAGAGGGAGAAGAGCAAGAGGACUCAUCCCAACGCAACCUUUCAUCCGCCCUACACCACUCAUCUACACCUCGAAUUAGACGCCGCCGUCGUAGCCGAACAUUCGCUUGCCGGCGGAUCAUCGCGCAAGCCGCAAAGCGGAAGCAAGCUGCUGUUCGAAUGCUACAAGGCAGAGUCGGGCAUCGAGACGACUACGCAAGAGUUCCUGUUCUGUCUAGGCAAGACGUCUGGCAUGAACAAUGCAGAACUGGAGACGUGGCUAAGCGCCAACCUGCGCGAGCUUGCUCGCCUAUUGAGGUCUCGCACAAAGCGUUGUUCUGACACGCCGGAUGGCGGAGCACCGACCGCGGCACCCCGGUUGCUCCUCGUAUGGGCAGACCAAGAUUUCAUGACUCCACAACGUGGGCGCGACCAUCUCGACGAUUUGCUGCAACGGACGGGACUUGCAGAAGCAUGCUCUUCCACGCACCGAUGGAUUGCUGCAGGAGCCGGGCACGACGAUCCGCCCGGGUCCCUGGACAUUAUGCGUGGCGUCUUUGCCUUCUCAAAAGGCGAGAGCGAGAUAUUGGCGCUGCGAGCGGCCCAGACAUCGGCGCAAGCUGAAUGCUUUGCUGCCCACAAAGGCGCUCCCGAUGAACGCAGUGCCUGCGCAUCUUGA